Messenger RNA from Panicum hallii, 2335 nucleotides. RefSeq names its product serine/arginine repetitive matrix protein 1-like. The coding region runs from base 119 to 1615 and encodes 498 amino acids. Gene Ontology annotation, cellular component: nucleus. Gene Ontology annotation, biological process: regulation of DNA-templated transcription. The record is from RefSeq and is a predicted model, not a curated record. The transcript is spliced from 2 exons. Lineage: Eukaryota; Viridiplantae; Streptophyta; Magnoliopsida; Poales; Poaceae.
CAUGACCCAACUCCCCCCUCCCCCAACAGGCAGGCUACAGAGAUAGCGGCGAGGCGAGCAAUCCCGCACAAGGAUUCAAACCAAAACCCUAAACCAACUCCUCCCCCCGCUCGCCGGCAUGGCCCCGAAGCGCCCGGCCGCCGCCGCCGCCGCCGACGCGCCGCCGGGGUCAGGGUCCGACGCCUCGGACCGCGAGGCGGGCGACGUCCGCUACACCCGCCGCCGUCGCCGCAACUCCCCCUCCCCGGCCCCUUCCCGCUCCCGCUCCCGCUCCCGCUCCCGGUCCCCGUCCCGAUCCCGCUCCAAGACCCCUCCCCCCAACCACCGCCCUAACGCCGUCGCGCUCUCCUCCACCCCCACCUCCGCGGGCGCCGACUUCGCGGCCGCAUCCGACUCCGACGCCGGCGGCCGCGUCUCGCCCCCGAGGCGCAGGGACCGCAAGGGUCCGCCCCGCGACCGCCUCGACUCCGAUGCGGACGCCGACGCCAGCGCCGGCGGCCGCGCCCCAUCCCCGAGGCGCCGCGGCGAGCGCUCCCCCAGCUUCCACUCCGACUCGGACGCCGACGCCGCCGGCCGCGUGCGGUCCCCGAGGCGCAACCGCGAGCGCACCCCCCGCCUCCGCUCCGACUCCGACUCCGACAACUCCUUGGCGGCCGCCGGAUCCGAGGACGAAGGCGCCGGCGCCGGCGACGCCUCGCCGCUGCCCCGCGCGCGUCGUUCCUCCCGCAUCGAGACCUCCAACAUCAAGCCCGUCAGCACGCGCCCGAUGGAGGUGGCCCGCCGCGCCUCCGCCGGGUCCUCCAAGCGCAGCUCCAAGCGCCGCCACAGCUCCCCGGAGCAGCAGAAGCGUCCACCCCGGGUCUGGAGCCCUGAAGACGAGAUCACCAUACUUAGUGCCCUCGUCGAGUACCGUGCCAAGAAAGGCCGGCUCCCUGCGUCGAUUCAGGACACAAGCAAGGUACACAGCCAGAUUAGUGGCCAGCUCACUGCUAAUGCGUCCACUACCCAGCUUAGUGAUAAGAUUAGGCGCCUCAAGCAUAAGUACAAGUUGCUGGUGACCCGUGCAAAGAAUGGACGGGAUCCUGACUUGCCAACGGAGCAUGAACGUGAUGUCUAUGAACUUAGCAAGAAAGUUUGGGGAUUUAAGAGUGGCGGUGUAUUGGGAGGAUCUCGUGCAUUUGAGGACGCUGGAGAUGCAGAGAGCAAUGAAGAGCAGGAGAUCGAAGAGAGUGAUGAGGGUAUGGAGAAUGGGUGGGAGCGCCGUGAACGCAUGAGCAAGAAACCAAAGGCAUCUAGAUUUGAAAAUGGCAAUGGUAAUGCACUUGCGGUUGUCGGUAGGGCUAGCCAUGGCAAUGGCAGUGGGAAAGAUGAUGCUGAUAAGGGAAAACAAACGUACCCAUAUCUGUGGGAGGCUGUUGAGGAGCUGUCAAAGGAGCACCCGAGUGGGCCAAUAUUCAGAAAGGCGUUUGGUGUGCUUGAGAAGUCAAAGGCACGAGCAAUGGAGGAGAAACUGCGGACGUUCAGAAUGUCAGAGAUCAGGCAGCAGCUGCGUCGGAUGGACCUGAUGAAGGAGACAGUGGAGAUGGUUCUUGAUGCGCUGGAGGGUGCAUAUUGAUUUGGUUGAAAUUGAUGAACUGCUGGAUUUUGGAAUCUGUGGUCCGGAUUCAAGGAUUAAGGAUUGUGAAAUGCAAUCAGAUUUGUUGCUCGAAGUUGUUUACCCUUGAUGACUCUUGUCACUCCCUGCAAUUAUGGCUUGCUAGAUUUGGUUAUGGAUGUUGAAAACACUUCUCCAGGUUACAUUUGAUAUAGAAUACAUUGGCAUUCAUCUCACUGUGCUGUUAUAGAUGAAAAAAGGGAGAAAAUUUCGACCUAUAGUUGUCAAUCGCUCUUUUGCGAGCAAUGUGACCAUUAAGUGAUCGGAAUCGGAGAGUGUAGCAAACUAGCAAUCUGGAUACUUGGAAAGAUUAUUUAGAGCUAUCCGAGUUUUGUUUUGUUCUGUUCAAAAUUGUCCCAGGAGUCAGUUGGUGCAGUGAAAGACGACACUGAGUUCAUCAUUGACCUGCUUAGAUCAUCUAGCUUCAGGGAUGAGCAAUAUGAAGAUUAUAGGGGUUUACUUCUACGUGGAUUGUUAUGUUUUUGUUACCAUGUUUGUGGUGAUUGGUGAACCUAAAGGCUGAAGGAGUAAAAGGGAUUCUUUUUUGGUUGAAAUCUGUAACCUGUUUGGAUAGCUCAGAUUUGGGCAACAAUCGCUAGGAUUGCGUUCAACUCCUAGAACAAUCCAUCUAUCGGGUUUGAAAAUUUGCAGUACAUACAUGACUAAGGGCAUCAAUUGGGA